Molecule: messenger RNA, 1392 nt
Organism: Lentinula edodes (shiitake mushroom)
Lineage: Eukaryota; Fungi; Basidiomycota; Agaricomycetes; Agaricales; Omphalotaceae
Exons: 9
Coding region: 1-1392 (463 amino acids)
Cellular component (GO): extrinsic component of mitochondrial inner membrane
Source: RefSeq, a predicted model, not a curated record
AUGGCUCUGAAUGGUACAAGGAUUCCUCCACUGAGUGCCAGAGUUGGGCAAGCCUGCUACUCAUGUUUUGCCGAGCCAUCGGUAGAGAUAAACCUAUCUCGUUGCUCCAAGUGUCGCAGCGUCUCUUAUUGUAGUCCAGAAUGCCAACAGGCUCAUUGGAUCAGCCACAAAGCGUUUUGCAAAACGCUUUAUGCAAUCGAGCACGAUUCUGCCUCUAAAGCCGUACUUGUUACCAGUCUGUCCGUGACCCCCUCUUUAGACUGCUUUCAAAAAGCAAUUCAUCUCAUCAACCUUGCCGAGCGCUCGCUGAAUAGGCCACUGAAUGCAAUUGAGAGGAAUCUUAUUGCCUACGAACCGAAAUGCCUAUCAUGCUCUCGCUCGAACCGGAUUCUAAGAAUGGAGAAAUCGGAUCCGCAAGCAAGUCUACAGUCAUGCCCGCAGUGUCGUCUUGCCUUCUACUGCUCGGAUGAACAUUGGGGUCCCGUCGCUUUUAACCACAUGUCUGCGCCAUGCGAAGAUGGCUAUGGAGGGCUUAGUCAAUGCGAACUGAACCAGAACUUGAAAGUCGAUGCUAGGUUUGCACGCAUAAUGGGUUCUGCCUCUGGCCCGGUCAGGAUCUUUCAAUGGGCUCCGGAGCGACUCAGAACUCGCUGGGACCCGCUUCCAGAAGAGGGUGAUUGGGAUAAAGAGUAUGGCGAUGAACUGAGAAGCAUGGCCGGUGGCGGAGGACCCCCAUUAGGUCCAUUCCUUCGUGGCUCUUCCGAGGGUCUUUCUUUCCCAUUAACAAUCUUAUAUGCUCUACAAAAUCUGAACAAUGAUGAUGUCUGGACCCAGCGGAAGUCUUUGACUAUUCAUGUAAGCGCUUCUCUGGACAAGGAAUUCUCAUAUAGCUCAGUGUUUGAGGAGAUCCUACAUCGCCUGCCGAAAGUACAAUCUCUAACUUUACUACUAUGUGGUCCUGAUCUGAAGGGUAUGACUGGUUCUACUGGAAAAGCCAUUGACAUGGACACUUGCCCAAACUGCGUGCUCAAAGGUCAUAAACGAAUUCACCAUUUUGAAGCCAAAACGUAUCAUGAAUACACCCGAGGUCUCGGGGACAAAUUUGUUAAACCUGACCUUGCGAUCGCAUUUAACUCUGGCCUGUCUCAAGAGGCCGUAGCAUCUUGGACGGAGACCAUACAAUUCCUUAUUGCUGAAAGGAUCCCGACUGCCUUCACAUCUUAUAAUCGUGAUGAAGCAGAAGCCGAAGCGAACAUCCUUCGUAAUUCAGGAGCUAAUCUAGUCCUUGGUCCGAAGAGGAACCCUUGGGGAAGUCAAAUGCUGAUACCUGAACCCAAUGAGGUCACUGGUUUCUUUGCUUCAAACAGCUGGGUUUGUGGUGGAUUCCAAUGA